AUGGAUAUCGUUCUUCAAGUUGCAGAUACUCUCUUGCUUGAUCGUAUCUACGCGGCUCUGCUUCCGAUCAGCCCAUCCUCAUUUCCCGAGCCGAAAGUUAACGAGUCGAAUUCCCUGCCUUUUGGCUCUCAAGAGGCUGCUUCGCUGUUGCCGCAGUUCAAAUACACUUACGAGCCGGCGUCCAAAUACCUUCAUUUGGACCCAACCGAGUGGGCCUACAAAAGCUCAUGGCCUCGGGAUACCGUAUACAGACAGUUCGUUAGCCUGUUCAUGAUAACGUGGCUAUUUGGGUCUGUCCUCUAUUUCGGUUUCGCCACGCUCUCCUAUUUCUUUGUCUUCGACAAGGAGACGAUGAAGCAUCCGAAAUUCCUCAACAAUCAAGUGCGCAAGGAGAUUGCCCAAGCGUGCCAGGCUAUGCCUGGUAUGGCUUUCCUAACUGCGCUAUGCAUGCUGGCGGAAGUGCGUGGCUAUUCUAAACUCUUCGACCAGCCUUCCGAAGCCCCAUUUCCUUGGUACAACUUUCUCCAAUUCCCUCUCUUUAUCCUCUUUACCGAUUGUGGUAUAUACUGGAUACAUCGGGGCUUGCACCACCCUCUAGUGUACAAGACCUUACACAAACCACACCACAGAUGGAUUAUGCCAACUCCAUUUGCGUCAUAUGCAUUUCACCCCGUCGACGGCUUCUGUCAGUCUAUACCAUACCACCUCUUUACCUUUGUUUUACCCCUCCAAAAGGUUGCCUUUAUUGCACUCUUCACCUUCAUUAACUUUUGGACGAUUCUGAUUCACGAUGGUGAAUUUUACGCCAACAACCCUGUAAUCAACGGCGCAGCGUGCCACAGUGCUCACCAUGCAUACUUCAACUACAAUUACGGUCAGUUCACCACACUGUGGGAUCGACUUGGCGGUAGCUAUAGGAGGCCCAACAUGGACUUGUUCCACAAGGAGACGAAGAUGGGGAAGCGAGAGUUAGAUCGCCAGACCGAGGAGACGGAGGAAAUUCUCAAAGAGGUCGAGGGUCAAGAUGACCGUGACUAUCUCGUUGAAGAGACAGAAGAGAGCAAACCACGAUGGAGGCGAACUGGACGAAGCGGGCGUUAG
Molecule: messenger RNA, 1101 nt
Organism: Fonsecaea multimorphosa CBS 102226
Lineage: Eukaryota; Fungi; Ascomycota; Eurotiomycetes; Chaetothyriales; Herpotrichiellaceae
Exons: 2
Coding region: 1-1101 (366 amino acids)
Biological process (GO): lipid biosynthetic process
Molecular function (GO): oxidoreductase activity; iron ion binding
Source: RefSeq, a predicted model, not a curated record